Molecule: messenger RNA, 6307 nt
Organism: Anas platyrhynchos (mallard)
Lineage: Eukaryota; Metazoa; Chordata; Aves; Anseriformes; Anatidae
Source: RefSeq, a predicted model, not a curated record
AUGUCGGGUAGCAAUCUGUGGGAUUUGGAGCUGGAGGGCCCUCAGCAGGGCAGGGGAGGAGCAGGGCAGGGGAGGAGCCGCGGCGGGCAGCUCACAUGGUACUGCCUCCUCCUCCUCCUCAUCCGUGUAUUUCCUUGUCACCGCCUCACGCUUGUAUUUCCUUCUCACCGCUUCUUCUGUAUCCCGGGCGGCUUCCCCGGCCGCUGCAGCCGGGUGACCUUGCGGGGCUGCGGGAGCGGAGCGGGCCGGGCCGGGCAAGCUGAGCGGGGAGCGGGCGGAGAUGGCGGAGGGCGGCGAGGACGAGGAGGAGGAGGAGGAGGAAGAGGAGGCGGCGGCGGGGGAGAAGGGGAGAUGCUGGGCGCCCCGCCUCAGCACAACGGCUUUCUCCCCGGCAAGGAGGGGGAGAACGGCGGCCCCGGGGGAUGCACGGCGCCGGGCGGCCGGCUGGAGACGCGGCUGUCGCGGCGGCGGCUGGCGGUGCUGGGCGUCUUCAGCUGCUACUCGCUGGUGAACGCCUUCCAAUGGAUCCAGUACAGCAUCCUCAGCAACGUCUUCGCCCACUUCUACGGCGUGUCCUUCACGCAGAUAGACUGGCUCUCCAUGGUCUACAUGGUGGCUUACGUGCCCCUCAUCCUGCCUGCCACGUGGCUGCUGGAUGCCCGUGGGCUGCGCCUCACGGCGCUGCUGGGCGCGGGGCUCAACAUGCUGGGCGCCUGGCUCAAGUGUGCCAGCCUGGCACCCGACCGCUACGCCGUCACCAUGGCGGCCCAGGCAGUCUGUGCCGUCGCCCAGGUCUUCAUCCUUGGGCUGCCCUCACGCGUGGCCUCCGUCUGGUUCGGUCCCUCUGAGGUCUCCACCGCAUGCGCCGUGGCCGUGCUGGGCAACCAGCUUGGCACUGCGAUUGGCUUUUUGGUGCCACCUGUUUUGGUUCCAAACACACCGAAUGAUAUUGAUCUAAUGGCACAUAAUAUAAGCAUCAUGUUCUAUGGAACAGCGAUAGUAUCCACACUUCUGUUCUUCUUAACGGGAGUUGUGUUUGAAGAAAAGCCUAAAUAUCCUCCUAGUCACUCUCAAGCACUUCUGCAAGCUCUGCCUCCUGAGGAUUAUUCCUACAAGCAGUCGAUUAUUAACUUAGUCAAAAAUAUUCCGUUUGUACUGCUGCUGAUCAGCUACGGCAUUAUGACUGGAGCAUUUUAUUCCGUCUCCACGUUAUUAAACCAGAUGAUAGUAACUUAUUAUGAGGGAGAAGAAGUGAACGCUGGGAGAAUUGGCUUGACACUGGUGGUGGCAGGAAUGGUGGGUUCGAUUAUUUGUGGUUUGUGGCUGGAUUACACUAAAACAUACAAGCAAACCACUCUGAUUGUUUACAUCCUCUCUUUCAUUGGGUUGGUGGUAUUCACAUUCACCCUGAACCUUGGACAUCUCAUAAUAGUGUUUGUGACUGGAGGAGUACUUGGGUUCUUCAUGACUGGCUAUCUCCCACUUGGGUUUGAAUUUGCGGUGGAAAUUACGUACCCAGAGUCUGAAGGCACUUCGUCAGGUCUCCUUAAUGCUUCAGCACAGAUAUUUGGAAUUGUCUUUACACUUGUUCAAGGGAAGCUUACAACAGACUACAGUCCUCGUGCGGGAAACCUCUUUCUUUGUGCUUGGCUGUUUGUGGGCAUUAUCUUAACAGCCUUAAUAAAAUCAGAUUUGCGAAGACACAAUGUGAAUUCAGGGAUUAUGAAUAUGGACGCUAAACCUGUACCAGUUGACAGUCCUGUAGAACAUGAAAAUUGUACUGCUUUAAAAAUCCAAUCAGAUUUAUAAAUCUGAAAGAAGAUGACUUAGAAACACAAAAGUUUGGUUGAAGACCGAACAAUAUUAAAUACUGUAAUCACUUAUAUGGACUUAUAUGAGUAGUAAAAUGUAUUAGGUGAUGAAUUCAUUGGUGAUUUUGUAGUGGAAACUGGAAGUGGUCAGUUCAUUUCAACCAAGAUGCAAACGACCCAACUUUGUAUGGAAUAUUUAUUUUAAUGGCUUUCAAGUUAUGCAGUUUCACCGGUGAAGAACUGUUUGAAUGCUCUCCACUCUAGGAAGAAAUGUACAUCCAUGAUGCACACUAAAAAGAUCUGGAAUCCUAAAGUAUGCUCAUGAUCAGAAGUAUUUUUGAUUUCAAGGGGGAGAGGGAGAAAAGUUGAUUUCUUCUUCAGUCCUUUCUAGUCCAUUUGGAAAGUCAGAGUACGUAUAGCUGCAUGACUGAGUGUAUUCAUAUUCUUUUUUAUUUUUUUAAUUUUUAUGUUUUUUAAAUGUCUCUGAAGUAAGCCAAUAGUCCCUUCUGGGAAACUGUUUAUAGCACAAGACUGAAAACAGGAGAUAACUACAAAUGUGAGUUUUUUGAGUUUCUUUUGCCUGGAAAGUUCUUGAUGGAUAUCAGAAGGCAGGUGAGGGAAAAACAAACAAACCCACAACAUGUUUCUUAUUUAAUACAGUAAAAAGGAGAAAGACCAUGGAUAUCUCUACUGUGAAGUAUUUAUAGGCAACGGAAUGCUACUGCACGGGUUUCUUCCUGAAUAUUUUGAGUGCUUUCUCAGUUAAAGUGAGAGGAACAUGUGUUUACAAAAUGGUGGUGCCUUUACUUUGUAAAGAAGAUACCUGCCUCCUCUUGAGUUGAACUAGUGCUGCUAAAGAAAUUCCGUUUUGCAUGUUAAACUUCUGGAAUAUGUGUGGAGUAUCAGAAAAUGUGUUCUGUCUUUUUUUCCCAUUUAUUUCUCUGUGUUAUGAAUCAUAUCAUUUAUCUCCUGUGAAUUUUUUAUGCUUAUUGUAUAACUUUGUGCUCAUAUGAAAUGAGACAUGAUUUACGGUUAAAAGCUGUAAGGAUGACUGAAAGGAAAAUAAUGUUUUUCUCUGUCUGAGAAAUUUGCUGUUUAAGUCAUGCAUCUUAGAUGGAACAGACUUCCUUGCCGUUCAGUUUGUGUUAUUACACUUACCUGAAUUUGGGAAGUGGAUUUCACUGCAGUGCUUUUGAAAAUAUUGCCCUUUCCCCUGUGCUCUGUAAACCCAACUACGGAACUGCUGGCAGUACUGUAAUGCCAAGGCUCUGCUGUUACUGAAGAGUCAAACCAGAGCUAGCAGCAUUUAGGCUUUGGCAGCCUUUAAGUUGAGGCUGCAGUUUCGGCACCACCAGUGAUGGAGCCGCUGAGUUCCCACAGAUGUAGCGCGAUCCAGAAGGUGGAAUCCUGCUUGAAGUUUCCCAUGGAUUAAUACAGUGAGGUAUGGGGAACUGUUUAACUCCCAAGACAGACUUUCAACGUGAUGAGUAUAAUUAAAUGCUUUUUUUCCCCCCAUUAUAGAUGUAGAGAAUCUUUAUAUUAAAAGGAACCUCUAAAUGCAUCUUUCUAAGCUUGGCCUCUAAACUUUGUGCUUAAUUUGGCAUUUUGUGUGAUAAAUGCUUCAGACAGGAGAAGACUGAAUGGCAGUGUAUGCACCAGAAAAAGACAGGUAUGUUUGGAACACCUGUCUUUCGAAAAAGGGUCUGUGCCUCUUCGUGGGGUCAAAUGCUAGAGAGAAAAUUGGCACGCCUUGCUGCUUCUGGGCAAGCGAGAAGAGUCCUCUGGUGAGGGAGCUGAAUAGAGGAAAAGUAGAUAUUCAAAUGGCAGGUGAAAUCAUAGGAGGGGAGGCAGAGAGAUUUUCUUUAUGUCAGUUCUUUACGUUGAAUGACUUGCUCUGAUACAGGCUGGCCCAGACAGGGCAAUAUGCACUUUCACUCUGAGAGAGCAAAGAGAAAGUUUCUGCCUUUUGAUAUCCGGGGGUGGCUUUUGCCUUUGGAGAAGUGAUUACACUAUGAUAUAUAUAAAACUAUUCCACAAGAUACAGAUUCAGUAACUAUGGCCUGUAUUUGUCGCCUGUGGUUUCUAUGUACUUCUGCUGUUGCAAAACUUUAGCAAGACCUCUCUGCAGGUUUGGGGAAGUGCUUUCAACUGCCCAGCAGAAAGUCUUUAGCAGUCUGCAGAAUGCUUUCUGUGUCUGGUACACACUGUUCAAAUUCCAGGAUUGAGCUCUUUUUUUUUUUUUUUUAAUUUAUUUUUAAAAUUCCUUUCCUCACUAGUUUCCAGUACCUUCCAGUUUCUUUGGUUCUGUUUAGUUGAUUAUUGAAAAAUAUUCCAGCCCCGCUGCCUCCUUGUGUUUUUUAUCUUCUGCCAAAUUACUUGGCUACCCCCUGAAAAUGUCCAAACAAGCUUUAUGGCAUGCUGGAAAGCCUGCUGGGUCCCUGAAAAUAAAAUAUUUCUAAUAAUGAAGGCUUAAUUACAUCCUGGAUUUAAUACUCCUCAAAAAGAACUUGAAAGUUGGAAACUUGUGAGCGUGUAUUUAUCUGAAAGUUAUUUCUGGGCAAGAAUUAAGUAUGUAAAUAAAAGGCUCAGUAGUAAAGUGAAGAACAAAUAAACCAAUAUUUUAUGCAAUAAUCUUGUCAUCUGUUUAUCAAGAAACUGAGGCUCUACCUCAUGGCAGAAGCAGGUUUGUGGUUGUCGGGGCUUUAUGUUCUGUGCUUUUAAUUUUUGUUUUUAAAUAAUAUCCAUUAAAUCUGAUGUCAGACAGGAAAUAGGGUUUCUGACUCUAUGAGCCUUGGGAUUCUGGCUCAACCCUGCCCUAGCUGAAGUGGAAGAUUAAAAGAAGUAAUCAGUUAAUGAAUGGAGUUCUGUGUGUCAAGAGGAAGGAAUUGGAAACCAAACGAGGAGAAACCUCCCAGUCCCACGCAUUGAUGUUUGCUUUUAAGUAUUCUUAUCUUGUGGGUGCUUCAGGGGAACUCCGGAGGAUGUAAGAGACUCCAUGUGAUUUUGAGCAGAAACAAGAGCUCCGCUCCUGAAUCACCAGAGGCCCACCAGUGUGCAUACCUCCAGCUACAAGGUGCAGAGAUCAGCUGUCGGAAUCGCUGCAGGAGGAAUUCUGCACUUCGCUUGUAAGAGACAAGCGGCAGUGUAUUUACUGAUGAAAGCAGCGCUUUGGCAGGGCUGAGCUGUGAAUGAGACAAGGAUUUGACAAAGCUCACAUGGUGAAACAUGACGUUAACAGGAUUUGCAGUGGCAAGGUCUUGAUGAUUUUUACUGCACCAAGGACAAGGUCAGACUAAAAGCGUCAGGGAGAGCCUCACGGUGAGGGUCAGAGCGGAGUCUCUGCUGCCAUCCAAACUCCAAGGAGUCUGCAUGUGGCUGGCUCCUGUCCUGAUUCUAGAUUCAAGAGUUUAUGAAUAAAGGAUGAUGUGCACAAUCAAUUUUUUGUCACCUAGCUAAGAUUACAAAGUUUCAGCCUGCUUAGCAAGUUACUUGCAAAGUUUCACCAAGCUAGCUAUUAGUCACUUCCUGAGUGUCACUCACAGGCAAGGAAUCUCUUGACCUGGAGGAGUGACCUGGAGGGGUGUCCCUGCUCCAGGGGAAGCUCCUGGCACGCAGGAGGGCUCCAUGAGCUCUGGGCUGUCCCUGUGUUAUUGGGGUGAGGUGAUGACUACUAGUCCUAUUUGCAUGCCAGCCAGAUUUGGUUGGUGCGUGCCUGUUAGUCCUUGGGUCUGUCUCCUCCGAAUCCACCUUGGGCCUGGUUUGUCACCAUCACAGUUCAUCAUGGUCACCACUGAUGGUUAUCGUCUGAGCUGGGUUACAUGUGCAUGAGUAUUUUAUUUUGUAGGUGAAUGCUUGUCCUUAAUGACAUCUCUUCCUGUUGCUAAAUGCCUGUGUUUAAGAAGGAAGAAUGAGGGAGGUGGGAAGAAUACACACAAAUCAUUUCGGGUUAGCAUCACUGAAGAGUGUAGUUACAGCUACCAGCCUAUGUUCCCCUAUGAAAAAUGCCUUUUGAAAGAUCUUUGGGCUAUCUUGUGCAUCUAUGACCAAGUGGAAUUGGGUUAAGCUAUGAAUAUUUACUGCUCUCAUUUUCUAUUCCCUGAACUCAUGUCUUUUGCUGUGUGAAUGGGAACGUGUGACCUUUUUGGUUGCUGUCUUGCUGUACGUUUAUGUGCCACCUUCUGAAGUGUCUAAGACUGCCAAUGAUUCAUAGACCACAAGCUAAGCUGUUGUGUCCCAUGUGAUUUCCCCCACCACCAUGCAGCCUGAAGUCUGUGAAGGGAAGGAGAUGAAGUUAAUGCAUGAAAUGGAAUGAAGUAAGCAAAAAUAUGCCUAAGAGAGAUGCAUUUCUUUGUAAGACCCAUGUUAUUCACUGCUCCUGUCUUUGUUCUCCUCAUGAAGAUAGCAAAGAUUUUUGCUGUAUUUUUUUUUCUGUUGUUGUUACUGUCCCGUUCUAUGUUUCAAAAGAUAAUAAAUAAUGCCUAUGAGUAUUCUCUGAA